AUGAGUUAAAGCUAAAAGAAUUUCUUUGGUUUGAAAUAAUAAAAUUUUUAAAACUAGGAAGGAAUAUAUUUACCUAACAAUGAUGAUCAUUUAAAUGAUCUAAAUAAAUUAGGCUAACAAAAUACUUAGAUAUAGCGAAAUUAAGAAUAAAUAAAUUAUUUUGGAUAUAAUAAUAACAAUAUUGGUAGCUAAAGUUAGAGCCAAUUUUAAAUGAAUUCAUAAAAGCAAUUUUAAAAGUAGAUUUAAAAACCAGCAUUUUUAUCUUGUUAAUUUGAGUUUGUGUAAAAUAAUAAUUUGUAAUUCAAUCAAAAUCAAGAAUUAAUUCAAAAUAAUUAGAAUGUAAAUCUGAUAAAAAAUCAAGAUUUACAAAUAGAUUAAAAAUAAUAGCAAUAAUAAGAUCAUUUUCAAAAAUAAUCUGAGCAGAAAUUUAAUUAGGAUUGUAAAAUAUAAAUUACUUAAAAUAAUAAUUAGGAUAUUAAUGGUGAAAUUUAGCAACAAUUUGAAAAUAUUUAAAUACAAUCAUAAAAUGAUUAAUAAUUAAAAAAAUAAACUAAAAUAUUUGAAGUUACGCCAUAACCUGAUUAAGACUAACAAAUUUAAAAUAAUUAAUUUUAAGAUAAUGAAGAAUUAAUUGAUUUAGAAUAAUAAUAAAACAAUAAAAAAUAAUUAAAUUUGACAAAAUAAUAAUUCUAAGCUUAACAGCCAUCAAAUAAAUAAAUUUUAACAAAGAAUAAUUGGAGUACUUAGCAACCAACAUUAACUUGCAGGGAUAAUUAAAGUAAUCAACAAAAAAUUAAUUAAUUGAGUUAAAAAAAUAUCUAAAAUUAAUGCAAUGAAUUGUUAAAAAUUAAAUUACAAUUACCUAAAAUCUAUAUUAAAUAAACCGAUUAGCAGGCUACAUUUAAUAACUAAAUGAAUAAUAAUAAUAUUAAUUAGCAAUAACAUGAAUAUCAAUAGAAUGAAGAAUAAAAAAAUAAUUAAAAUAAUUUGAAAUAUUUUAAUAAUUAAUAAAUUUAAAAUCAUAGGCCAAGAUAUUUUACCUAAUAAUACAAUAAUUUAGAAAAUUUAAAAAAUGAUUAACAAGUUUAUUCAUAACAAUAACAGUUAGCCUUUGGUAAUUAAUACAAUUCUAAUUCAUAAAAUAUGAAUCUUAACUAAAAUCUUAAUUUUAAUUCUAAUACAUUUGAAUAACCUAACAACUAUAAUAACAAUACAUAGUAAUAACUCGUAGCUAACUAGAAAGUGAUUAACAAUGCUAAUUAAGAAUAUUAAAGUGAUUAAGAAUAGUAGUAGUACAUCAAUUAGAAUAAUUUGAAAUUUGCAUAGAAUCAACUAAUUAAUAAUUAAUAAAUUUAUCAUCAACGACCAAGAUAUUUUACCUAAAAUUAUGAAGAUUAUAAAAAUUGUGAAUAAUUUUAAAAUUUUUAAUAAUAAGAACAAUAAUUUUAAUAACAAUUAGCAGGUGAUAAUUAAUAGAAUUUUAAUUUAAACAACAUGAAUAUUAACUAAAACGUCAAUAUAUCUAAUUAGAACAAAUUCGAGACAUCUAAUAACUAUGGCAAAAAUAUCAACUAGCAAGUCGGAAAUAAUAACUAGAUGAAUAAUGGUGUAAAUUAACAAUAGUAUUUCUUUCAAAAUAACUAAGAGUAAAACAAUAACUAAAAUAAUUAGAAAUUUGUAUAGAAUCAACUAAUUAAUAAUUAAUAAAUUUAUUAUCAAAGACCAAAAUAUUUUACCUAAUAAUAAGAUAAUUUAUAAAAUUGUGAAUAAUUUUAAUAAUAAGAACAAUAAUAUUAAUAGCAAUUAGCAUGUGAUAAUUAAUAGAAUUUUAAUUUAAACAAUAUGAAUCUUAACUAAAAUGUCAAUAUGCCUAAUAUAAAUUUGAACAAAGUUGAGCCAUCUAAUAACUAUAGCAAAAAUACCAACUAGUUAGUCGGAUUUAAUAGCCAAAUGAAUAAUGGUUUAAAUUAACAAUAGCAUAUCUAUCAAAAUAACUAAGAGUAAAAUAAUAAAUAAAAUAAUUUGAAAUUUUAAUAGAAUCAAUUAAUUAAUAAUUAAUAAAUUUAUCAAUAAAAACCAAGAUACUUUACCUAAUAGUAUGGCAAUUUUUAAAAUUGUGAAUCAUUUUAAAAUCUUUAAUAAGAACAAUAAUUUUAAUAGCAAUUAGUCUGUGAUAAUUAAUAGAAUUUUAAUUAAAACAAUAUGAAUGUUAACUAAAAUGCCAAUUUACCUGAUAUGAAUUUGAACAAAUUUGAGCCAUAUAAUAACUAUGACAAAAAUAUGAACUAGUAAGUUGGAUUUGAUAAUCAAAUAAAUAAAGGUGUUAAUUAACAAUAGCAUAUAUAUCAAAACAACUAACAGUAAAACAAUAACUAAAAUAAUUUGAAAUUUGCAUAGAAUUAAUUAAUUAAUAAUUAAUAAAUUUAUCAUCAAAGACCAAGAUAUUUAACCUAAUAAUAUGACAAUUUUGAAUCAUUUUAAAAUCCUUAAUAAUAACAACAAUAAUAUAAAUAGCAAUUAGCCUGUGAUAAUUAAUAGGAUUUUAAUUUUAACAAUAUGAAUCUAAACUAAAAUGUCAAUAUGCCUAAUAUUAAUUCGAACAAAUUUGAGCCAUCUAAUAACUAUGGGAAGAAUACCAACUAGUAAAUAGGAUUUAAUAACCAAAUGAAUAAUGGUUUAAAUUAACAAUAGCAUAUCUAUCAAAAUAACUAAGAGUAAGACUAUAACUAAAAUAAAUUAAAAUUUGCAUAGAAUCAACAAAUUAAUUAAAAUGAUUAACAUAUUCAAGAAGUACAAUAACAAUAAUAACAAUUAGCCUUAACGGGUUAACAUUAUUUUAACUCUAACAAAAUAUAUGGUUUUAACUAAAAUAAUCAACAAUAAAACCUUUAAUAAAUUUAAGUUUUGAAUAAUAAAUAGUAACAAGUAAAUAAUAAGAGAGGUGAUUCCAAUGAUAAUAAUUUUAAUUAAAAUGAAAAAAAUUAAAAUAUUCCUUUUGUUAUUUAGAAUUUAAAUUAAUAAUAAGAAAUAUAUAAAAUUAAACAUAAGUGCUUAUUUUCAGUAAUUGAACCUGAAUAAUUCUUUAAUAUUAACCUUAAAAUUUUAAAUAAUUCAGUUAACAGAUAAAAUGAAUAAGGAAGACCAAAUGAUGAAGAUGAAAUAAGGCUAAAUAUUUUAUAAAUUAUUUUUGAGCAAUAUGAAUUUUAAAAAAUUUUACCAUUUGUUCACAAACUUUUUCAUAAAGAAAAACUUAAAAUAAGAAUUUUGUCAGAAGACUCAUUUUAAAUUAUUAUAAAAAUAAUGAAUAUUUUAUAUCAAAGUAUUGAAAUUAACAAAACAGAAAUAUAUGAUAUUAUUUAUGCCAUCCUUUAAUCAAGGUGUUUAAUAGAUUUUCUCUAAAAAUAAGAAAAAGUAGAAAAUACAAUUUCCAAAGAGUUUAUUGAGUCAACAUUUACAUUAGUAUAAAUUUGGAAAUAUUUAAUUUUUAAUUUUGGAGAAUAUUACCAUACAAACGAUAUUAAUUAAUUAGGAAGUUUCUUAGGUUAUAUUUAUGAUAAUAAUUAUUAUCCAGAUGAAGAAAGAUUAAAUGAAUUCUUAGAAAUUUUGAAUUUAUUGAAUGAUCAAAAUACUUUAAAUUAUACUCUUUUCAGAUCUUAAUAAGAAUAAUGAUUGAUUUAUAAUUUAUUAUGUACAUUAUUAAAAUAUUUAACUAUCUUAAUUAAUUAGAUAAAUUGAUAAUUAAUACAGAAA
Tetrahymena thermophila SB210 is the source of this 3750-nucleotide messenger RNA. RefSeq lists its product as hypothetical. The record is from RefSeq and is a predicted model, not a curated record. NCBI's taxonomy places the organism in Eukaryota, Ciliophora, Oligohymenophorea, Hymenostomatida, Tetrahymenidae. The transcript has 2 exons.